Actinia tenebrosa (Australian red waratah sea anemone) is the source of this 975-nucleotide messenger RNA. RefSeq lists its product as uncharacterized. The record is from RefSeq and is a predicted model, not a curated record. Lineage: Eukaryota; Metazoa; Cnidaria; Anthozoa; Actiniaria; Actiniidae.
CGGUUUUAGGAGCACCAUCAUUUGUUGACUAGCAAAGAUACCAACUCCCAUACAUAUCAUAUAUUGCAGGGGUAAAGGAUGUAGUGCUUUACAGCUGUUGUACAAAUGGGAAUGGCGUCCUCUUUGGUGAUUUUGGUUGGUCUUUGUCUGACUGUUAGUUUUGCGAGAGCUUCAUUAUCCACUUCCAAGCCAACAGAGCACAGAAGAUUUCGCCGUGGCUUUCGCUCGUACUUUUACAAUUACCUUGAUGAGAUAGCCAUGUCGAUAUGUGCAGCCAUUCCAUCUGAUGGACCUGGUCUCAUAUAUGCAGUAAGACGAACUUGUGGUGAAGAAUCAAACUGUAAAAACAUCUGUACGGAUCCCAAACUACGACAACAAGGUCCAGAGGAGGUUCGAAAGCUAACGUGGGCGUGUACUGAAUCAUUGCACGUGUACAAAAGACAACCAGCCCUGGCAGAUAAUUAUGAUGACUAUACAGAUUCGCAUAAGCUUGGACUGGCUGUGUUUAGACAUCAUUCAUGUACUGUAGCUGGGUGUGGACCAAACUACUGCUGCUGUAGGGCAGUUGCUGUAUAGCUCAAUAAUGAGUUUGAUAAGCGAAUACAUUCCACAAGCCGAGGUUUUAUUGUUCUUUGUAAUGUGUAAUAUUUGCGUCAUAGAAACGCUUGUAAUGCAAUAAUUCGUUGUUGCCCUCGAAUCUACAAUCUUCUGCAAAAUAAUGUGCCACUUUCUCCCCUUUCCCCCUAGCAAUGUUGGUCAAGAAAGUUUUCUACACUGUGAAGCGGUUGGCUGGUAAAAUACAUGCGAGACAACAUUGCUACGGGGGGAGAGGAGGGAUGGUUCUCUAAAAUACUAGGUGGCACAUUUUAUUUUGCAGAAGAUUGUAGAUAUUCUCUAAUUUCACAUCCCCAUAAUCCUUUGCGUCUUUGGGGGGUAACCAGAGGGUAAAAACCCACUUAUUUUGCUGAAGGCUGA